Messenger RNA from Acytostelium subglobosum LB1, 603 nucleotides. RefSeq lists its product as hypothetical. Lineage: Eukaryota; Evosea; Eumycetozoa; Acytosteliales; Acytosteliaceae. The record is from RefSeq and is a predicted model, not a curated record. The transcript is spliced from 2 exons. Bases 1 to 603 code for a protein of 200 amino acids.
AUGUUUGAUAAGAAUGGUACCCUCUGUUUCCUCUUGGGUUUGGAACGUAGAGGUCUGAGCGACUUUGGAGGUUUCAGCGAGUACAAAGAGAAUAGAUAUCAGAAUGCUGCAAGAGAGUUUAGUGAAGAGACUCUUGGAAUACUUUGUUUGAGCAAAGAGUAUAGAGGCAACAAAGAAGGAGUACAAAAGAGCAUGGAGACAAUGACGAGGAUCUUAUCGGAUCAACAGUUGUAUAGUAAUAAUGUGGUGUGUCGGUUGAUCAACCCUGCCAAUAUGUAUCAUAUGUUUAUAGCACCAGUGGCACGAUAUGUACAGCCAGACGAGUUUAUUAUGGCGGCCAAAGAUAAUGAACAGAAAGACUUUGCACAGAGGGUGCGCUGUGUCGAGAAGCAUACCAUUGGUUGGGUGACGGCCGAGGCCUUGCUCAACUCUGUGCCAUCGUUCGAGGCAGUGGUCAAUUUCAAUGGAUGUGAAGAGAAUGUAUUCGGAACGUUCAGAAAGACAAUGUUGGACAAGCAGUUUGCAAUGUUCAUCCGUACACUACAAUCAAUGGAUCCUAAUCUAAUAACACAACAAGCUAAAGUGAUGUGGCUUGAUUCAUAG